AAGAGACAAACAGGAGACAGGAAGCUGAUCUGCAAGGAUUCGGAGUUAUGCUGAAAGGACUUUGAUUUUUUUUUUUUCCCUUUACAAACGCUGGCAAUUGACAUCACUACAGACAGCCUGCGAGUGGUGGAAGACAGGAAUCUCGGAAGCCUCAUCAGUCAUCGGGACUGUCAGGAAUAGUGGUUUAAGAGGAAGCUCGGCCUGGGGCACUAUACCCUGUCAUCCAGUUCCCUGCCUCGGAGAUAAAGAUUCCAGCUACAUGGGCAAACGCCUGGAUCAGCCACAAAUGUACCCCCAGUACACUUACUACUAUCCUCAUUAUCUCCAAACCAAGCAGUCCUAUGCACCAGCUCCCCACCCCAUGGCUCCUCCCAGCCCCAGCACAAACAGCAGCAGCAACAACAGCAGCAACAACAGCAGCGGGGAACAGUUGAGUAAAACCAACCUGUACAUUCGAGGCCUUCCACCAGGCACCACUGACCAGGACCUAAUCAAGCUGUGCCAACCGUAUGGAAAAAUUGUAUCUACAAAGGCAAUUCUUGACAAAAACACAAAUCAGUGCAAAGGCUAUGGUUUUGUGGAUUUUGACAGUCCCGCAGCUGCACAGAAGGCAGUAGCAUCUCUCAAGGCAAAUGGCGUGCAGGCACAGAUGGCCAAGCAACAAGAGCAAGACCCAACAAACCUAUACAUCUCAAAUCUCCCCAUUUCUAUGGAUGAGCAGGAACUUGAGAAUAUGCUGAAACCCUUUGGACACGUCAUUUCCACAAGAAUACUAAGAGAUGCUAAUGGAGUCAGCAGAGGUGUUGGUUUUGCCAGAAUGGAGUCUACUGAAAAAUGUGAAGUGGUAAUUCAACAUUUUAAUGGAAAGUAUCUGAAAACACCACCUGGCAUCCCAGCCCCUAGUGAGCCUUUACUGUGCAAAUUCGCUGAUGGAGGACAAAAGAAGAGACAGAAUCAAAGCAAAUACACCCAGAAUGGAAGGCCGUGGCCCAGGGAAGGAGAGGCUGGCAUGGCUCUGACCUAUGACCCCACAGCUGCCAUACAGAAUGGAUUUUAUUCUUCACCGUACAGUAUUGCAACCAACCGCAUGAUUCCACAGACAUCUAUCACGCCAUUCAUUGCUGCUUCCCCUGUCUCCACAUACCAGGUCCAGAGUACUUCAUGGAUGCCUCAUCCGCCAUACGUUAUGCAACCAACAGGUGCUGUGAUCACGCCGACGAUGGACCAUCCCAUGUCCAUGCAGCCAGCAAACAUGAUGGGCCCCCUGACACAACAGAUGAACCACCUUUCGUUGGGCACAACAGGAACGAUUCAGUCCCAAGACAGGAUUAUGAUACUCCACCAGCUGUUGUGUCAGUAUAUGACUGCUGCCGCUCCUAUGCAAGGGACCUACAUUCCCCAGUACACGCCUGUGCCUCCGACAGCUGUUUCUAUUGAAGGUGUUGUUGCUGAUACCUCUCCCCAGACAGUGGCACCUUCAUCGCAGGACACCAGUGGUCAGCAGCAACAGAUAGCAGUGGACACAUCCAAUGAACAUGCAUCUGCAUAUUCUUACCAACAGUCUAAACCAUAAACAAGACUGAAGAAUGUCCGUCCGAAACUUUGCCUUGAAUGAAGAAACUUCAUUGAACAAGAAGUUGGCUUCCAGUUUGCACAGGCGUCAGUGGAAUGCUUUUUUUUUUUUAAUUUUGUACUUUACCCAAUGAAAACAACGCGUUUUGUGUGCUGUGCAAAUGGGUCCUUCAUGUGGCCUGACAGUUUAUUUUUUGCCAUCAUUUUUUUAAUUAAAGUAAAAAAAAAAAUCCCAGAAGAGGAAAAAUGAAAACAAAACAAAACAUGGAAGGUUGACAUUUUAUCAGGAAGAACAUUUGAAUUCAGAAUUGCCCUGAAGGUGUAGAUAGAUUUUUUUUAACAAAAAAUCUGAUAUCAAGAGGUGGACAAGCAGAAAUGGAAACAAAUUGUCUUCCUCGUGAUUAAGCUACUCUUUCUUUUUUUCCUUCUUGUUUAAAUGUGGGUUGUUUUUUAAUUUUUUUUCUUAGAAAUAUUUAGGUAAGGUUUAUCUUGAAUCUUAAUUGCCUUAAUUUUAAGGACGUCAAAGGCUCUCGAGGCAAGCUGUCAACGUCUUGUUAAAAAAAAUCAAGAAAGAAUUGAAAUAUUGUGCCGGCUUUAACUGGUACAGAAGCUUAAGACUAUGAGUUUUUAGGGUGAAAAAAAAACUGUACAGUUUAAAAGAAAAUGUUUUUCUUCAUUUGAAGAAAAUUUGUUGAUAAAAGAAACCAUGGCAACUGCAAGAAUUGGAAAAAUGCUGGGACUUUUCCUGAACUUUGUCUUAAGUGUUGAACCAUUUGGAAGGCUAAAACAUUUUAUGGUAAAGUUAUUAAGGUUGGUUUAAAAACAACUGCAUUAGAAAUAAUGCGUGUUUGGGGGGCAGAAUGCAGAAUUUUUUAAUUUACAAAGCGUGAUUGCUAGCAAAAGCAUUAGUGCUUUUUAUCUGCAGUCUUUUUUAUGAGCUUUACAAAGUUUUUAGUCAGCUUUGCUUGUCACAUUGCAAAACCUAGCUUAAAAGCAUUAAAAAAAAACUUAAGUAGAUAGGAGCUUAUGGUCAAAAGUGCAAAACAAAACAAAACAAACAAAAAAACAAAAAAAGCAAUAGAUAGAGAAAUUGUUGACAAUUUCUGUAGUCUUUCCUAGUUGUGAUCAAAUUCAGCCUACGGAUGGCCUAUUUUAUACCAAAGAUGAAGUGGCACCCUAUUGCAGUCCAGAAGAUAGAGGUUGUUUUUCUUUACUUUUCUGUUCAAAAUUUUAUUUGACCUACAUGGCCGGACCAGUUCUUAUUUUGUUGUUUGUUUAAACUACCUUCCACUGGUAUUUUACAUACUGCAAAAAAAAUUUUUUUUGAUAAUCGUGGACAGUAGAAGCUCACACCUGCUGUGCUCAGCAGUUGCAGCAUGAAGAGUUCUGGGUACCAACUGAUAGAGCCAAGUGGCUUUCGAUUCCAUGAGCUUUGCCAGUUCUUCGCUAGCUGUCUUGAAUAGUGAAACCCGUAUUGACGGCCACCUAUAAGCUAAGACACUUUUUUAACAGGUUGAAACUUGUUUUCGUGAAUUUUGAACUAAAGACACUUCCUGAACCUGGUCUGAAGGGUCACUUGUUAAAAAAAAAAAAAAAGCUUAGUGAUAUUGUGUUGAUCGGUGAGUGGUUUCCUGAAAAGGUCUCAUUGUAUUUGUAACAAUAGUCUUCCUUCUAAAUUCCAACACCUCUUGAUUUUGUCUUUGCACCUUAGUCUUCGUUGUGACCCACCAUGAAUAGCCACCUUGAUUCCGCAGUGGGGAAGGGAGAUCUUCUUUUUGCCUUUUUUUCAUUGUACUUUCAUAUCCUGGUGUUGUCAGAAGAAAGACAAAAUAGACCUUUUUAUUUCAGCUGAACUCUCUGAGGGAAGUAGGACCAAUAAGAUUGAGGAUUCUGUUAGUGGAAUUUAGGUAAGCUUUUGAAAUGCUAGUUGACAAUCAAGAAAUUAUAUGAUUGAUAUUAAUAAGAACCAAAACAAUUGGGUUUGAUCAAUCAUUAAAGCCAAAGGGAUAUAUUUGCAUUGAGGAGGAUGCAAACGUGUGUCUAAAAUGAAUUAAAUUGCUGUAACAAACAUCUCUGCAUAUUUGGUUAUGAAAUCCAUACCCAACCUGUACAGUUUCACUUAAAACAAAAGACAAUGAAACGCGGUUCACUGAACUAGGCCCUAGAAUUGCUUUCUGAAUGAAUCAUUAGAAUCAAAUAAGGGAAAUUCUUUUCACAGACUGUCAGAGGAACCAUCUUAAUCCAGAAAGAGGAGGGAAAUGCACCAAGUACACUGUGUAGGCUUUUAAAAACUUUUUAAAAAUUUAAAAGAUAAAUCAUAGUCCCGUUAGAUCAACAGGAGUAAUGAGUUUGACUCAUAUAAAAGUGUCAAUAUUUCACCAUUUAUGACAUACAAACAAAAGCCUACUGCUGAAAUAGACCUGGUUCUCUUAUUUGCAACAUCAUGUACUGGAAACUCAAAUCCGAGAAAGACUCCAUAUCUUUAUGGUCAAAUUAGAGGUGAAAAACAUAUCCAAGAAAUUGUAACAUGCUACAGAGAAAUACAAACUGGUCACACCCCUCCUUAUGGUUUUUCAUGCUUUAGUGAGAAUCCAAGGUUUCUCCUUUUUUCUGUUCCAUCCUUCAGCCUCUCUUGUAUUCUAAGGGUGGUGCUUAAGUUUUAUCUUUGAGAAGUGGGCCCCCAAGUUUAAGGGGGUGAGGCAAACAUGUAUGGAAACUGUAUUUUCUGUUUCUUUUUUUCACUCUCUGAACUCUUUGUAUAAAUAAGGAUUAUCCUGGGCAUAAUUCAUUUGACUAUGAAACCAACAUGUUUUCUUUUGUUUCUGUAAAAAAAAAAAACCUUAAUGUGAUACAAAGAAAGUCUCAUUUAUACAAUCAACGAUGAGGCUAAGAGGUAGCUACCAUGUGGCUGAUGAGUGUGCCUAGGUAACUUCCUGUUUCUAUUCAAAACUACUGCUUUAUUUAUACAUUCAGAAACAUUUUUUUCAACUAUGAAAUUUCAAUGAUCUCAAUUUUUUUAAGCCACUUCAGGCAAAAGGAAAUUACCUGUCAUUUUAUGUAUCCAUGUGUGUUUUGUGUUUGGACUUUUUACAUCAUGCCAUUCUAUAGACUAUCUUCUUUCUAAUCGAAAAGAAAAAAAAGAAGGAAAAAAUGGCACGUGUUCAAAUUCGCAUCUGUCAUCUUCCCUAAUCAUUGUUUUUAAAAUCCAUGUCUUGGGGGGGAAAGCAUCAACAGGUAAGCAGCAUUACACUGUAUGAAAAAUAAAACAAACCAAAAUAUGUGUUCAAUAUAUGCAGACAUCAGAAUCCUAUUUUGGUUAUUUUAAACCUCUUUAGGACUGUACUCAUUUGGUUUAAGUAUUCUGGUCCACCAGGUUUUCAAGCCUUUUUACUCAAGUGUUCAAUUUUUCCUUUCAACUUCAAUUGCCAAGAUUUCACCUAAAGCUUUGGAAGCAAACUAAAGCCAGAAUCCAAGUGGGGUAAACACUAUCUCAUCCAAACUCUAGUGACAGGGUCAGUGGAGGAGUGCGGUGGUUUUAAAUAAUGAUAAGAUACUGUCAGGGGUGGCAAAGUGUGUCGGCAACUGGGGGUUCCUCAUGUAUGGCCCUGUCUCCGGGAGACGUUAUGGCCCCUGAGUGAACUAAAUGUAAUAGUAGCAGGGGCUGGUGACUCUUUGUCCUUGAACAGUGGCAUGUCUUGAACAUUGCAAGUGGCAUAGUAUUCUAAAAAAAAAAAAAUCCUCUAGCUGACUCCAGUGUGGUCAGGGCUAGUUUGGUUCCUUGGUAGAUUUCAAUUGUUCGGGUGUGGUCUCCAUGCUUCACUUGAAUCAAUGUUUCCUGUGACCUUAAUGGCUCUGCCCCAUUUGACAGCAUAUAAGACUCACCUUCACCUUUCUCUAAUGAAAAACUACAUGGUGUUAAAAGCACUCCUCUCAGAGCUGGAAGGCUGAGAGCAGCAGGUGGCUGGAUGGAAUAGGAAGUUCACUGUACCAACAGAAUACAGAAACCCCUUGCAAAACUGCUUUCCAAGUAUUUCCAAUUCAUAUAUGACCAGGAAAAGUACUUAGUUUGUUUUUUAAAAAAAACAACAACCCUAUUUGAAUAAUUGGUAUGCCAAUUACAUGCCUAUGUAUCUUUUACAGCCUCCUAAAGCCUCCAUUAAGGAAAAGUGAGGUUUCAUUUAAAUAGCGCCUGUGCCGCCUUCUUCAUGAUUGAGAAGCUUCAAUGUACUGUCUAGACAGAUUAUAUUAUCAGUAGGAGACUCAAAGUACAUUUGACAAUUCAGCCUCAUGUUUAAUUUGAGCACACAAACCAUUACAGAUGAGCUGAUAAGGAGAGAAAAAUUCUUAAGCAGGUUGCAGUGAUCAUUGUUUUCAUAUGAUAUAAAAUCAAAUGAAAGGAUAAUAUUUAUGUAUUCGAAUAGCAACAUUCAGCACAUUUGAGGAUCAUGUCAAAAUCAAAUUAACAGCUGUCAUGGAGCCCUUGGUCUACAGUAGCUCAUGCACAGUAGCGGGUAAAGGAUGAGAUCUGGUUUCCGUGUUGUUGUGGCUUAGCACGCUCCAACCUUCUGAGCUUGCUGGGACUGACAGCCUCUCACUCCAGUCUGCGGGACUGAUGGAAUUGGAACAAGCUCAUUGAUUUUGUACACUCUCCCCUUCCUGUGGCAAAAUGAUAAUGGGAUUUCAUUAAUGAAUCAAUUCGUUCUACAAAUGACAUUCGCUGUGGCAUUGGAAGACAGUUGAGUCUAACUCAAAUUUAACAGUUUUUACCAAAAUACUUUAAAAUAUGUAAUUAGGCUUUUUAUCCAAGUGCUCUUGGGCAUGGCUGCCCUCUGUGGAUUACAUGGUUCAGGAAAGUACGAAAGCUAAAUAAAUAUAAGAUCCCCGAGUGGCUCCCCAAAUCGUUUAUGAUGUAGGGCACAGAGCUCUCCCCAGGUUGUUGGUAUCUUUUAUCUUUGUUUUUAUACCCAAGUACAUAUGCUCCCUGCCAAAUACACACACACACACACACACACACACACACACACACACGGAUGAAUGGAUUCUCUAUGUUCAUUUCUUUGUAUUUCUGGGAAGAAAAAUCACAUUUCAGGAAAUGCUUCUUACACCCAGGAAGCGGUAAGGCUGAAGCAGAGGCGAGACCUCGCUGGGAGUCUGCAGGAAGGACCCUGGGUUGCUCAGUCCCACUCUUCCGUUUCCUUCGCUCCCAUUGGGAACCGCCCGCUACUGAACCUUGCAGAAAUCCAAUCGCUCCCAAUUUUUGAAGGGCUAAUUAUCUACUCUGUGGUUUUCUUUUGUCCUUUCUCUUCAACUCUUCAGACUUGGGUCUCUAUUUCUGUUUAUUAACGUCACCCGGAGGGUGGAAAAAGAAACAAUUGGAAAUAAAAUUCAAAUCAGUCUAUUUUGCUUCUUGUUGAGUAUUGGCUGUUUGAAGGAGUUGAAAAUCAUUUGUAAAAAUUAAUGUCAGAGCAUUAUAUACCAUUGAUUUUUUGUUACCUGUGAGGUCCCUUUUCCUUGUCCCCAUCCACCACAAAUAAUUGAGAGUUGGCUGUAUUCUUGCAAAAUAUAAAGGAAAAAAAAAUGAGCAAAGAAUUGGCUCCCCUCGCAAGAAAAGCUGUUUUGGUUUUGUUCACUUUUCAAAUUUGAACCAGUAGAAAAGGUCAACUCAAAAUUCAGUUAUGAGAAUAUAAUAGCAGUUCUUGGUUAAAUACACACUCCUAUCCUUAUCUUAAAUCUUUCACACACCAAAAAAAAAAUGCAUUGUUUGGGGGUUUUUGACUUUGCAUCACUGUAUGAAAGCUGAAUGACCUUAACACUCCAGUGGAUUUAUUUUAAAAAUCAUUUCAAAUUUAAAUAGUAUGCAAGGUGUAACAUCAGUGUUACACUUUAUAUUUUAAUCCCUCUGGUCUUAGAUUAUUAAGAAAGAUGCUCUCUCCUCCUCCCUAAAUAUGUUACUUCUUCAUAUGUAAAAAAGGAGUUAUUUCAUACUUUUCAGGAACUGUAAAUACUAUUUCGAAGAGACACUUGAAAAAGUUUUCUCCACUCUGGAAAUUGAUGCUUUCAUCUCUUUAAAAAAGAAGAAUUAAUUGGACUCUUAAUUUAAAAAAUAUAUAGGUAAAAGUGUACUGGCUAUGAAAUUUGCAGUUUCUAAAAGAAAAUGGGACACAACUUUAAAAAAAAAACAAACCCUUGUUUCAGGCCAUAUUUGACUUCAUGGAACUUCUGAAGCAUCAUUUAAUUUUGAACUUAAUUUAAGAGCUUUUUGUACUGCUGUCUCUGACUGUCAUGGAAAGUUCUGUGAUUCUCUGGUGUUUCUGGUUUUAUUUUUAAUAUUUCCAUCUGUACCACAGUCAAACUAGCUACCAUUUCCCCCAUUCCUUGGGCUUUCUGUAGAUCAGUGGAUGUUAGGUUUAAACUUCUGUUUUCUUUGAUGAAGCUUUCAAUAAAAAAUGAAAAUAAAAUCAACCAAAAA
This is a messenger RNA of Phyllostomus hastatus (greater spear-nosed bat), 8041 nucleotides long. RefSeq names its product RNA binding motif single stranded interacting protein 3 (gene RBMS3). Gene Ontology annotation, molecular function: poly(A) binding; poly(U) RNA binding; mRNA 3'-UTR binding. NCBI's taxonomy places the organism in Eukaryota, Metazoa, Chordata, Mammalia, Chiroptera, Phyllostomidae. Gene Ontology annotation, cellular component: ribonucleoprotein complex; nucleus; cytosol. The record is from RefSeq and is a predicted model, not a curated record. The transcript is spliced from 16 exons. The coding region runs from base 260 to 1573 and encodes 437 amino acids.